This is a messenger RNA of Sebastes umbrosus (honeycomb rockfish), 3423 nucleotides long. It is a transcript of the gene adamtsl2, whose product is annotated as ADAMTS-like 2. The transcript is spliced from 19 exons. Gene Ontology annotation, cellular component: extracellular matrix. NCBI's taxonomy places the organism in Eukaryota, Metazoa, Chordata, Actinopteri, Perciformes, Sebastidae. The coding region runs from base 215 to 3067 and encodes 950 amino acids. The record is from RefSeq and is a predicted model, not a curated record. Gene Ontology annotation, biological process: extracellular matrix organization.
GCGACAGCAGCCCUCACCAACACACCACAACACACCACCGCUGUCGCUGGCACGCUAACACACACACACACACACACACACACACUCACACACAUACACGCACACACACGCAAACACACACACACACACACACACACACACACACACACACACACACACACUGAGCGGCAUCCUCAACACAGACCGAGACGCCCUUGGACUGCUGCAGGCGAGGAUGAGGGUGUGGUCGUGGGAACAGUGCGGGGAGACGGGCGUGGUCCUGCUGGGCUUCCUGACGCUGGCGGUGUCUGUGGGGAGCCCAUCGUCCACCAGGGGGCUGCAGGAGGACGGCGUGGCGUCCAACAGUCUGGAGGAGGAGCUGGAGGUGACCACGUACUGGUGGGGGGAGUGGGCCAAGUGGACAGCCUGCACUCGAGCCUGUGGAGGAGGGGUGAUGUCACAGGAGAGACACUGCCUCAAACAGAGAAAGAAAGUGGCUGCUGGGAAAGACAACAUGACCUGUACAGGAACUGCUAAGAAAUAUCAUCUCUGCAACACUGAGGAAUGUCCUGCCGCUGGGAGGAGCUUCAGAGAGGAGCAGUGCUGGUCCUUCAACUCCCAGCUUUACAAUGGGAGGAACUACCAGUGGAAACCUUUGUAUCCUGACGACUACGUUCACAUCUCCAGUAACCCCUGCGACCUCCACUGCACCACGACCGACGGCCAGAGGCAGCUGAUGGUGACGGCACGAGACGGCACGUCCUGCAAGUACAGCAGCUACCGCGGCGUCUGCGUGGACGGUAAGUGUGAGCCAAUCGGGUGUGACGGAGUACUGUUUUCCUCCAACACCUUGGAUAAGUGUGGAGUCUGCCAGGGAGACGGCAGCAGCUGCAGCAGAGUCAACGGAAACUUCCGCCGUGGGGCCACGACUCUGGGUUACUCUUUUAUCACUCAAAUCCCUGAAGGAUCAUGGGACAUCCAGAUCAUUGAGAGGAAGAAGUCUGCAGAUGUUCUAGCUGUGACCGACCAGGCGGGUAACUUCUUCUUUAACGGGGGCUACAAGGUGGACACCCCCCAGAACUUCCACGCAGCAGGCGCCGUCUUCAAGUACCGCCGGCCCAUGGAUGUGUACGAGACCGGGAUCGAGUACAUCGUCGUUAAAGGCCCCAUCGACCAGGCCAUCAAUAUUCUGGUGUGGAACCAGAACGGCCGCACGCCGUACAUCACUUACGAAUACACCGUCCUCCGAGACUCCCUGCCACCCGUCCCUCCUCCUCCCGUCUACACCGGAUCAGACACCUCAGCCGGAGAGGUCUCAGUGGAAGUGGGGGGUCUGCUGGCCGCUAACGGCAGCAUUUAUGACCAGGCGGCCCCCGAGAGCCAGUUGGAGCCGGGAGGCGCCGACGGGCAGAAGGGCGAAGAGACCAACGAGGUGUACGAGGAGACGGCGGCCAUCGACUGCGACCAGGAUGGAGCAGCUGCUCCAAAAUUUACAGAAGGAAACAGCAGCCACACAGGCAGCACUGCCAACCCCGCCCCGGCCGGUGGGCCCCUGGAUACGGGACCAGACUCCCCGAACCUCAUCUGGAGGGUGCUGCUGGACGGCCGGAUCGGCCCCGACGAGCUGCUCAUCAACAUCUCCACCAAUCAGCUGCUGACGGAGGGAGACAGUUUGUUCUCGUCGGAGGUGGGACCGGCAGCGGAGGUGGAGGACCUGAGCAGCCUGGAGCAAGACGGGCCGUUUGGCGUCAACGAGACGCUGGAGUUCACUCUGGGUCGCAAACGCAACGACAGCGGGGACGGCUCCUUCCAGAACAAGACGGUGCAGAGCGGUGGGAGGACCUCGGGCCGCUCCAACAGAACCAGGGGGAAUCAAAGGAUCUACCAGAAGAACCUGAAGCUGAGUCCUGCUGACAUGUACCGCUGGAAACUUUCCUCUCAGGAGCCCUGCAGCAUGACCUGCUCUAUAGGAGUGUCCAAGUCCUUCGUCACAUGUAUCCGUUAUGACGGCGUCGAGGUGCAUGACAUGUACUGUGACGCUCUGACCAGACCGGAGCCGGUCCACGACUUCUGUAUUGGGAGAGAAUGUCAGCCCAGAUGGGAGGCGAGCAGCUGGAGCGAGUGCUCCAGGACCUGCGGGGAGGGUUUCCAGUUUCGUCAGGUUCGCUGCUGGAAGAUGCUCUCACCGGGCUUGGACAGCUCCGUCUACAGCGACCUCUGCACGAUGGCCGACCUGGAGAGACCCGUGGAGAGACGACCCUGCAAGAGCCCCGCCUGCGGCCCGCAGUGGGAGGUGGCCGAGUGGACCGAGUGUCCUGCUAAAUGUGGACGGAAAGCCCAGGUGAGCCGCGAUGUCCGCUGCUCUGAUGAAACCCGACCAUGUGACCCGAUGACCAAACCGCCAAACGUCAAAAACUGCACCGGUCCGCCCUGCGAACGCCAAUGGACUGUGUCUGAGUGGGGGCCUUGCUCGGGGCCGUGCGGCCAGGGGAAGACGGUGCGUCACGUGUACUGCAAGGCCCCCGAGGGUCGCGUGGUUCCUGAGACCCAGUGCUCCGAGGAGGACAAGCCGCUGGCCAUCCACCCCUGUGGGGAGAGAGACUGUGUUCCACACUGGCUGAGCCAAGACUGGGAGAGGUGUAACACAACCUGCGGGCGUGGCGUGAAGCGAAAGCUCGUCCAGUGCGUCGGCAUCAGUGACGGAAAGUUCCAGACGCUUGACGACGAGGCGUGCGGCGGCAGCGAGAAGCCCGAAGAGGAAAACACCUGCUUUGAGAGGCCGUGCUUCAAAUGGUACACCACCCCCUGGUCUGAGUGCACUAAGACGUGUGGCGUGGGCGUGAGGAUGAGGGACGUCAAGUGUUACCAGGGCAGGGAGCUGGUCCGAGGCUGCGACCCCCUCACCAAACCGGUGGCCAAACAGACCUGCACUCUGCAGCCCUGCCCCACGGAGCCGCCAGAUGAGAGCUGCCAGGAUCGUCCCUCCACCAACUGCCUGCUGGCGCUGAAGGUAAACCUGUGCAGCCACUGGUACUACAGCAAGGCCUGCUGCCACUCCUGCCGCGCCCUCCGACCUCCGACCUCCUAGUCCAGGAGACCUCUGCUCCGCCUCCUCUCUCCACCCCGACUCGAACUCCAGCACGAGAGUAGGAUGUACACGUGAUGCUACAGUUACUGUGAACAAUGAGAGGAAGCUGAUAGUCCAGAGCUUCCUCCUACAACAGGGAUUUACAUGAGUUCAUUUGUCAGUUGGAUAAUUUAAAUGAUCUGAAAUGAAAUCUUAUCAUCUUGAUAUCAGACAAACAUCAACACUUAUCAUCAAAUUGAGAAAGAAUUGGGCAAAACAAUCUAUUUUUAUCUUGAGAGGAACUUCUCCACACCUCGGCGUCAUAACAAACUCAAAAAUAUUAAAACCCAGUCGCCAGAAAAAAAUGUUGGCCUUGC